Molecule: messenger RNA, 2919 nt
Organism: Synchiropus splendidus (mandarinfish)
Lineage: Eukaryota; Metazoa; Chordata; Actinopteri; Syngnathiformes; Callionymidae
Gene: mapk15
Product: mitogen-activated protein kinase 15
Exons: 14
Coding region: 207-1985 (592 amino acids)
Biological process (GO): intracellular signal transduction; protein phosphorylation
Cellular component (GO): nucleus; cytoplasm
Molecular function (GO): ATP binding; MAP kinase activity
Source: RefSeq, a predicted model, not a curated record
GUCGGUGUACUCCGAACUUCACAACAAGAGGACAUACACAGGUCUUAUUGACCAUUUAGUGCAGACAUUGGUCGUGUAGGGAGUGCGGAGGAGGACGGGAAGGUUGAAACUAAGUGCACGCUGUCGUUUAUACGGUUGGAUCGUUUAAUAAGCUUCACUAGUUCCAGUAUUUCACUGCUGCAUUACCUUGGUUUGCUCCCUGGGCGAUGAAAACAAACAUGAACAAACCAUACGAAUCAACGAACGUCAACGAAGUUGAAGAACACAUCACUUUGAAAUAUGAGAUCAAGAAAAGACUUGGAAAAGGGGCAUAUGGAAUCGUCUGGAAGGCAGUUGACCGACAGACGGGUGACAUUGUGGCUGUAAAGAAGAUUUUUGAUGCCUUCAGAAACAGGACAGAUGCUCAGCGCACCUUCAGAGAAAUAUUACUCUUACAGGAGUUUGGCGAUCACCCAAACAUUGUCAAGCUCCUCAAUGUCAUCAGAGCUCACAAUGAUAAAGAUAUUUAUCUCAUCUUUGAAUAUAUGGAGACUGAUCUACAUGCUGUUAUUAAAAAAGGAACUUUGCUUAAAGACAUUCAUAAACGUUAUGUGAUGUACCAACUCUUAAAGGCAGCUAAAUAUCUACAUUCGGGGAACGUCAUCCACAGAGACCAGAAGCCCUCCAACGUUCUCCUGGACACCAAUUGCUCUGUUAAACUGUGUGACUUUGGCCUGGCCAGGUCACUCAACCAAAUUCAAGAGCAUGGCACGAAUCCGGCACUCACUGAGUAUGUGGCAACACGAUGGUAUCGAGCGCCCGAGAUCCUGCUGGGAUCCACAAGGUACACCAAGGGUGUGGACAUGUGGAGCCUCGGCUGCAUCCUGGGAGAGAUGUUGCUUGGCAAGGCGCUGUUUCCAGGAACAUCAACAAUUAACCAAAUAGAACGGAUCAUGGGAGUCAUUCCUCACCCCAGCCCUGAAGAUGUCCAUGCCAUCCAGUCAGAGUAUGGAUCAUCUAUCAUCCAGAGAAUGAUGCUCAAGCCACAGAGAUCAUUGGAGUGUCUCAUUCAGCCGUCAGCGCCUUCUGAUGCUCUGGACCUUCUAAAAGGAUUGUUGGUUUUCAAUCCUGACAAGCGACUGACAGCUGAGCAAGCUCUUCAGCAUCCAUAUGUAGCCAAAUUCCACAACACAGCCAAGGAGCCUGCGCUCUCUUAUGAUGUGGUGCUGCCGCUCGAAGAUGAUGCCCACUUAUCUGCUGUUCAGUACCGCAACAAACUUUAUGAGAUGAUGCUGGAGAGGCGAACAAACAUGGGGAUGCUGAAUGUAAUUCAACCUAUAAGUGGAUUUGGAACUACUAAAAGAGAACAAGGCAAAGAAAAAACAGAGAGUGGCAAUGUGAAUGGGAUCAGUCAUCUAAAUGGUAACCAAGAUGAAAAGAUUCAGGAUGAAGAAAAACUCAACAUGGAAUCAAACAGAGACUUUGCUAGAAGUCAUCGACUCGCUGAGGAUAACAGCCAGAUGUCAAAGGUUACCUACAACCCAAUUACUCAUGUCCCAAAUGAUUUUGUUCAGAAGCCCCCAGUAGUUUCUCUGCACCAUGAGCCAAGCAGAGAACUUGAAAGAGGGUUGACAAGAUCACCAGCAGAGGCCGCCACAACUCAUUCUUCCAUUGACCAGAUCCUCCAGCAUGGUAGAUCGGUCCCAACAGCCCAUAAAUGCUCCUUCUCCUUGGUACUAACCCACACACAGAACAACAUGUUGGUUCGCAGGAAGGAAUCUUCUCUGUCUGCAGGACUAAAUGUUAAGGCUAUUAACCCGAAGCAGCGGCCCAAAAGUCAUGAGGCUCAUCCACCGCUCCGUUUCAGCAAGAAGGUGUUUCAGACCAACUGUAAUGUGGCUGCUUCAGGGGACCCACGAGCCAAACUUGGAAGCUACUCCCAGGCCUAUGGAACCAUCAAGAAGACAGCACUGGACAAUCUGCUGCCAAGUCGGCCUUAUCAGUAAAUACCUGGCAUAGAUUCAAUACCGUUACGCAUCAUUCUCCUGUAUACCAUUGACAUUUCUGUAAUAAAUCCACAAAUAGAAAAUACAGUAUAAACAUCAACAAAACAAACCUGACAAUAUUUUGAAUUUACGAUGUAUUUCAGGAAUUGGCAAUAUUAAGGUUUUUAUUCGUGUUUGGUUGGCCAAAAAAAUAUUGUUUCAUUUAAAGCACACACAUUGUACAUGAUGUUCAGAACUGUUGUAUCACUGUUGGGUUGCCAAUUAGAUUAUAAAUGAACAAGAACGUUUUAACUUUCAUCAACACCAUCAGCUUUAAGCUGGUUCCUUACUUGACAAAUGACAAAUCUCCCCAAUUUUAGUGUCUGUUUUCAUUGUUGUGAGUGAUAUUUGAAGUUUGAGAGGUCAGGAUUGUGUUGCAAUAGGACUCCGUAGUUGCUUUGUCAUCACCAACCGUAAAUAACCGUACCUCCUUGUUAAUGUGACUAUCACAUGAACUGAGGGAACUGUGAGAUAUGUAAAUUGUAAAAUGGAUUUAAUGUGCCUUUUUGCUCAUGACGAAUCAGGUCACGCAGAACUGUCUGCAUCAGGCUUGGACGUUGUGCAGCCCAUGUGAUUUUAAGACUAAGGCGAGGAAGUUUAUUUUUAUUUUGUUGCACAAGUUCAUAAACUGUACUUUAAGUCAACUUGAUUUAAAAAAAAAAAGUAUGCAAUAAUCCACUCAUCGUGGUUCAUAUUUGUGUCUUCAAUAUUUUGCAAUUAUGUAUCAUAUUUCAAUUGAUAGUGGGAUUCAAUAUUUAAUGUUUUGUAUUUUUUCUCUUGCUAAAUAGCAUAAUAUAUAUAUAUAAAAAAUGCACUGAUCAUUUCCAAUUUACUGGAACAUUCUUUGCUUUUCGGGAGUGGAAAUUCUUCUACCCCCUUGAGUCGACCUUGGAUA